Molecule: messenger RNA, 1061 nt
Organism: Amyelois transitella
Lineage: Eukaryota; Metazoa; Arthropoda; Insecta; Lepidoptera; Pyralidae
Product: electron transfer flavoprotein beta subunit lysine methyltransferase
Exons: 5
Coding region: 399-1034 (211 amino acids)
Biological process (GO): peptidyl-lysine trimethylation
Cellular component (GO): mitochondrial matrix
Molecular function (GO): protein-lysine N-methyltransferase activity
Source: RefSeq, a predicted model, not a curated record
ACGUAUUUAUGCAAUUUCACACAUACAAAGGGACUUAUCAAUGUGUGUGUGGCGCCUGAACCAGCGACGCGUGGUUUCCUCGGAAUUCCUCACACACAUUGACUAAGAUAACUUUAUUAAUGUGUGCGUUGGGCAUUUUUGCGUCCGCACAGGUCUCAACGUGCUCGUCUGACCGCCAUUUUCAUUGAACCUUCCCUGUCCCCCGCGCAAAGUUGAAUCAAGGCGAUACAGGGGGUUUUACUAGUAACUUGGGAGCUUAGUAUGUUUGUUUAACGUGUGUGCUUCGGAAAUCCCGCUAGCUUGGGUUUUUAGCGGAGGAAACGGUUGCAGGAAUUCUCAAAUUGGGUUAACUUGAUCGGAUAAAGCAAUGGUUAUUUUGCUGGAUUUGUAAUUAGACGAUGCUGAAAGACGUAGCUUCCCUGAUCAUCAAGCACACGGCGCCCUCCCGCCGCCACCUCACCCCUGAGCUGGUCCUCCGCUUGGUGACACCCUCCUGCCCUCUCUGGACUGCUAAGGAAGACCAGGUGCCCUUCAAAGACCCGUUCUGGGCGUUCUAUUGGCCAGGGGGGCAGGCUACUGCUAGGUACAUUUUAGACAAUGAAGAAAUCAUAAAAAAUAAAAGAGUACUAGACAUUGGCUGUGGAUGUGGAGCUGGAUCAAUAGCGGCGGCAAAAAUGCAAGCAAAGCGAGUUGUUGGAAACGAUAUUGAUCUUUAUGCAGUCAUAGCUACAAAAAUAAAUUCACAAUUAAAUAAUGUUGCCAUAGAAACGAGUACAGAUAAUUUUAUUGGCGCGAAAUGCGAAGAAUUUGAUACAAUUUUGAUUGGAGACAUGUUCUAUGACGAAGAAUUUGCUAAUAUUUUGUUCGAAUGGCUGAUAAGUUUGACUGCAAGUGGUUUUAAUAGGAGACCCAGGUCGCCACGGGCUGACAAAGAAGAGGCGUCAGCAUAUCACUCUGUUAGCGAAGUAUCGUCUACCAGAAGAGAGCUGCAUGGAAAACUAUGGGUUCACAGAGACUGCGCUGUGGAAACUUAAUUAAAUAAAGACUCCAAUGGUUUUUUA